Apiotrichum porosum is the source of this 2529-nucleotide messenger RNA. RefSeq lists its product as uncharacterized. The transcript is spliced from 6 exons. The coding region runs from base 1 to 2529 and encodes 842 amino acids. NCBI's taxonomy places the organism in Eukaryota, Fungi, Basidiomycota, Tremellomycetes, Trichosporonales, Trichosporonaceae. The record is from RefSeq and is a predicted model, not a curated record.
AUGGCACGGCCUGUCGAUUGGGCGGCCGAGGAGCGCAAGCUUCAGCCUGUGUAUGAGGACAUUCAGUUCGGUCUCUUCAAGCGCGCAAAGGACACUGUGGAGCGAUGGUUGAAAAAGCACCCAAAGUCGCAGCCUGCCCUCGUCCUUCGCAUGGUUAUCGCCGAGAAGCAGCGUUUGGGCGCGCCGGCGGUCCUCCGCGCCUAUGCCGACGUCAAGAGGACGGAGCCGCUCUCGGGGCGUAGCGUGUGGUUUGUGGCUCUUGCGUUGAGGAACAUUCGGAGACCCGACCUCGUCCUCGAGCUGUACCAGGGUAUCUGGGACUCGCGCCCGGACAUUGCCGAGCUGGGCGACCAGGUCUUCCUCACAGCCUCUGCCAUGGGCAACACUGCCGUGAUGAGCACAUCCUCGCGCAAGCUGUUCAACGCGACCAAGGCGCCCCAGUGGGCCCGCCUCGCUGCCUACUCGGCAUGGGCCCACGCCGCGCCGCCGCCGAGCGAUGCGGAUCCCUUCCCCCUCGCCCCGGCCCGCUCGCUGCUCCCAGCCUCGCUUCUCCUCCGCACUACAGGCAAGGAGGUGGCGACGGCCGACCAGCUGUGGCUCCGCCUCGAGGUCGCGCUGGGAAACGGAGACGUUGCCGAGGCCCGGCGCCUGGUCAAGGACGAAGGGCGCAAGGGCUCGUUGAACCGCCGCUGGAUCGGGAUGGAGGCCGCAAAGGCCAUUGCGGGCCGCGAGGGCGUGGACAGUGCCGAGGUGUGGGCCGACGAGUUUGCCGCCACGGUCGCUCAGCUGGCCGACCCCGAGUCGCAGUACAACUAUGCGUUCUAUCGCCACCUCCUUGCGGCCCUCGACGGUGCCUACACUGCCGAACGCGCCGGCGAGGCCGACGACUUGUUCAAGCAGAUUGCCGAGGCGAUUGGCGCCAAGGAGCGCGCGCCGUCGCUGGCCCGUCUCGAGCUCGACAAGCGCCAGCGCGCACGCAACGCGGGCAUGGACAAGGCAGAGUGGGAGGCGCUUGUCAAGGCAUACCUUGCUCGUUGGGGCAGCAAGUGGACUACAGGCGACGAGCUGGCCGGCAUUGCCGGUGAGGACCGCAACGACGAGAUGCUCGCCCUUGUGUCUGCCAACUUGGCGCCUCACACCAACGAGAAGAGCUACCUCACCCGCGCCGUGGCCGAGCUGUAUCUCCUCCAGCACGGCGAGAAGAAGGGCGCUGCGCACUACUGGACGCUCUACACCGAGGGCCUGCAGUACGGCGUCAACCUCCCCAAGACGGACGUGCAGCCCGCCGACUUUCUCGGCCUGGCCGCUGUCGAUGUGCUGCUCGCCUCGUGGGCCCAGAAGCCCGAGGACGACGGACCGUUGCUCGCGGCCGCCAGCGCGCUCGAGCACAUCAUUGCCAAGUCACCGUCGUCGUUUGACGCCCGGUUCACACUCGCACGCGUGUACCGUCUCCUGGCCGCUCCGGGCGCGUACGUGCCCCACCUGGCGAAACUGAACCUCUCCGAGAUCCAGCUCGACAACCUGCUGCAUGUCGUGAGCGAGCGCGGUGGUGUCGAGGCGCGCGCCGGUGGCAAGGACGUGGCCAAGGCAUGGAGCGAUAUCGUGGAGAAGGCGUCGCUCAUGUACACUCGCGGUGCCACUGAUCUGCCCGAGUACAUCAAGCAGGCGCUCGAGCAAGAGUCCUACUCCAAGGUACACGGUAUCCGCACCCUUGUCAAGUGCCUCGACUCGUCUAUCGCUGCUCGCGCUCUGGAAGUGGAGGAGGUGGCGCUCGCGCUGGCCACCGGCGCCGACGUGUCCGACUCGACACUCGAGACGCUCUCUGCCGGCCUGGCAGAUGACACCGCAUUCAUUGACAACCGCAACUUUGAGCUGCUGGCCGACUCGCUGUCUCCAAGCGGCGCAGCACUGUCGGCCGCGCAGCCCACGAUUGACGAGAAGGCCAUCCGCGCCCUUGGCGCCGUCACCCUCCGCGCGGCGCGGUUCGUCAAGGGCGAGCCCGUCGACGCCGCGUCUGCCGCAGUGGACACGGCCGGUCUGGAACCCGUCGACGCAGCGUACGUGUCAGCGCUCGACACGGUCCUUCGCGCGACUGUCGAGUCGGCAACCCCACCAUCCCUGGCGGGCGUGUACGACCCCUUGCUCGCGCUCGCCACCUCGCCGGCUGCCGCGGAAGGCACGACGUAUGCACGCACACACGCGCUCCUCACCCUCGCUCAGCUGGCACGUACCUUUGACAGCAUCUACAAGCGCGUCGCCGACCUCGCCAAGCCCGUCAAGGGCAAGAAGCGGCCGGCACACCUCGUGGCUUUCCUCGCCGAGCUCAAGGGCGCGCGCGAGGCGCUCAAGGUGGCCAACCCGGACCAGAGCGUCGCGGCAGUGCUGCGGGCACCGAGUGCGCAGGACAUGGAGGCCGCGCGGGCGUGGGCGGAUGCCGAGCUGGUGCAGAGCGUGCAGGACAGUGUGGCCGCGGCAAGGAAGGAGCUGGGUGCUGGACUGGACAAGUGGUUGGGCAGUGGCAGUGUUUAG